GUGGUUUGCAUCACACUCUUCCAUUCCCUCGAGCGCAACUGCACAGGUUUUCCUGCGCUCGCGCUGCGCUAUGGCAGGGAGGGACGUUUUCCACAUUUCCCUGUCCGACUUUUAAAUGGGGAGGUGCCUUCGAAUGCCGAGCUGAGCGUUGGGUUUUGCACAACAGCAAAUGACUGUAUUCAACAGAUGUGUCAGUGUCAUAGUGAAGACACUGCGGUACUGGGGAAAGACCGGAGCAGCCAUACUUUAGUAAGGGCCAUGGAGGGUCUUUCUCUUGAGGCUGCCCAGGUGAGACGAUAAACAAAGCCACAGGGUUCCCCAAGGCUCUCCUCUCCUCUCUCCCUGUUCUCCCUCCCUGCCCUGCCCUGCCCUCUCCCUGUCACGCACCUCCAUCUGCACCAGCCGCCUGCCUGCCCGCCUGUCAUGGCUGACAGCCCCUCUGCGCCUGGGGUUGUCUUCUGCAAGCUGUGCCUCAACGUCCACGCUGAAGGAGAUACCAGCUCCCUGCAGGCUUGCGGCUGUGUCUUCUGCACUCAGUGUCUGCAGCAGUAUGUCCAGUUGGCGGUACGUGAGGGAGGGGGUGCCCCCAUCACCUGCCCUGACCCUGCCUGCCAGGUCACAGAUGGCCUCUCCGACCCCGAGGUGGCCUGUUAUGUGCCUGAGGAGCAGGCAGAACUGUACAAGCGACUCAAGUUUGAGAGAGGGGUGCAGCUGGAUCCCAGUAAGGCCUGGUGCCCUGUGCUGGAGUGCCAGGCGGUGUGCAGGGUGAUCCAGGGCGUGGAGGGCAUGCCCACCCCUGUGCCGUGCCCGGCCUGCCGCACCGUCUUCUGCUGCGGCUGCAUGCAGCUCUGGCAGGAGGAGCACGCCUGCCAGGCCCUCACGUCAACCACGUCUGAUGACGACAGAAGUUCUACAGACUCGGUCAUCAAGCAGUGUCCCAUGUGUAGCGUCUACAUCGAGCGUAACCAGGGCUGCGCCCAGAUGCUCUGCAAGAACUGCAAGCACACCUUCUGCUGGUACUGCCUGCAGAACCUAGAUGGUGACAUCUUCCUAAGGCACUAUGACAAAGGACCCUGCAGGUACAAGCUGGGCCACUCGCGAGCCUCCGUCAUGUGGAACAGAGUACAGGUGGUGGCGGUGCUGGUGGGGGUCAGCAUCACCAUGCUAGUCACCUUCCCCUUCCUCCUGCUGGCCUCUCCCUGCAUCCUCUGCUGCGUCUUCAAGCCCUGCCACGGCGGCAAGGAGGGCAAAAAGGAGAAAAAGAAGAAAAUCCUGAAAAAGAAGAAUGUCAAAAGCGCUCCUGAUGAUGACCACUAGCCUCGGCUUUACCGUCUCUCUUUCACACGGAUCUCACCGCACAUGCACACGCCUGUAAAAACACACACACGCACACACACA
This is a messenger RNA of Engraulis encrasicolus (European anchovy), 1398 nucleotides long. It is a transcript of the gene rnf144b, whose product is annotated as ring finger protein 144B. Gene Ontology annotation, biological process: positive regulation of proteasomal ubiquitin-dependent protein catabolic process; ubiquitin-dependent protein catabolic process; protein polyubiquitination. Gene Ontology annotation, molecular function: zinc ion binding; ubiquitin protein ligase activity; ubiquitin conjugating enzyme binding. Gene Ontology annotation, cellular component: ubiquitin ligase complex; cytoplasm; mitochondrial membrane. Bases 424 to 1317 code for a protein of 297 amino acids. Lineage: Eukaryota; Metazoa; Chordata; Actinopteri; Clupeiformes; Engraulidae. The transcript is spliced from 8 exons. The record is from RefSeq and is a predicted model, not a curated record.